AUGGCAAGGGCACAGAAGUGUGCAUUGAAGUUCUAUGUCCCGAAGUCCAGCUUUCGUCUCACAGGUGCUGUUAUCAGAAGACCCUUGGAUUUGGAUAAUGGUCACCCUCGUCGGUUCACAGCAGCGGAAGGCUUCGCGUAUUUCGGCGCCAACUGUAACUUUGUCAAGUUGCGCCUUUAUGUAAAUCAAAAAGUGAAACGCACCAUCAUGAUCAUCAAUAUGGAAUACUCGGCCAACGAUCUCGCAGCAGCCAGGACUCUGCAGUACUUAGGAUACGUGCUGUCCGAACUGCUUCUUCCUCGUUCUAACUUGACAGCUCAGCGUCUACGGCGGUAUUUUGGACCUAUGAUUAUGCCUGUUCACUUCAGGAAGAGUGAAGUUCACACCGAACGAGAACUCCAAUACAUGCCUGACAUUGAUAAACAUCUACUCAUGUACGUGCAUGGUGCAUACUCUAUAACAUGUGCACUCUGGAACAACGAUCGAAUGGUACUCGUAGGCUUGCUGUCUACCCUUUUUGCCACCUUCUUAGCAUCCAUGGCCACUAAUUUAAGCUACACCUCCUAUAGUAUUCACCCCUCUUACACAGUUACGACCAGCGCGAUCCCAGGCAUCACAGGCUGCUACGGGAGCUCGCGCAAUGUCCAACACUUCAUCCCGUUUCUUCUCUUGUUUGUGUUUCAACUGGGACUGGUCUCACUCACCCUCAUACGAGUCAUGCAGAACUGGCGGUUGGCCAAGGGCCCUCUGCACGUCGUCCUGGUGAAGCAUAACAUAUACUACUACGCAUGCGGUCUCUUUCUCUCAGCCGUGAACAUCCUAGUGCCAACGCUGUCUUCGUAUGCCGCAUAUGACUCCGUUUUCCAACGUUUAGAAAUUGUUUUCCUCGCGAUCCUCGCCACACGCAUGCACCUCCAUCUCUGGCAUAUGGACAAGCACACGGAUGGCUCUGACAUCCUCGUGCAGAUUUCUCUGCCUGACAUCUGUGACGGGGUGGGAGCAUCUACAAGUGUUCAGUUGAUGCUGUGGGCUGCGGAGAAUGAGUGGAUAUGA
Molecule: messenger RNA, 1053 nt
Organism: Suillus clintonianus
Lineage: Eukaryota; Fungi; Basidiomycota; Agaricomycetes; Boletales; Suillaceae
Exons: 17
Coding region: 1-1053 (350 amino acids)
Source: RefSeq, a predicted model, not a curated record